UGUUAAAUCCACCCAACACACUCACACGCGCACACAGCUCAACAUGAAUUAAUUGGGGCCCUUAAUGUUUCUUGCAAGCACGCUGGUUUAAUUAUUAUCCUUUUUUUUUUAUAACCUCUGAGCUUAAGUAGCCACUGCAAUUUCCCACUCUCCUUUUUUUUGCAGCCGUGGAUAUUCUUGAACGCUGAAUUUGCAAGGAAAAGCACUUGAGGAAGAAGGGAAGGGAAGUACCUGUUGGAGGAAACUUUGGAUGACAGACCGAACACAAGAUUGCUAAUAUUGGCAGGUUUGUCAACACUCAGAAAGGUGAUGGGGACUGCAAGACACAGAAAACCAAAUGGAAACCAGGGUCUUGAUGAUGUCUCUGUUACAAGCACGAAACCCAAAUCCACAAGCUUACAGAAAGAGGUGGGUCUGAUCAGUGGAAUCUGUGUCAUUGUUGGAACCGUGAUAGGUUCAGGGAUUUUUAUUUCUCCAAAAGCCGUUCUGGCUAAUGCUGGAGCGAUCGGACCGUGCUUGGUUAUUUGGGCAGCUUGCGGAGUGUUGGCCACCUUAGGGGCUCUAUGUUUUGCUGAACUGGGCACUAUGAUCCCCAAAUCCGGAGCAGAAUACCCUUACCUGUUGGAAGCCUUCGGGCCCAUCCCUGCCUUCUUGUUUUCCUGGUCCAGUCUCAUGGUCAUCAAGCCCAGCGCCUUCGCCAUUAUCUGCCUGAGUUUCGCAGAGUAUGUCUCAGCUCCAUUUUACCCAGGAUGUGACCCUCCCGUGGUGGUCGUUAAGUGCCUGGCUAUAGCAGCCCUGGUGAGCAUUACAGUCCUGAAUUCACUGAGUGUGAAAUGGACGAGCUACCUUCAGAACAUUUUAACUGCUACUAAAAUGGUGAUUGUCAUCAUUAUCGUUGUAAGUGGCAUCGUUCUCCUGGCCAAAGGAAACACAAAAAAUUUUAACAAUUCUUUUGACAGUUCCUCAAUUUCCGUGGGAGGCAUAAGCCUGGCAUUUUACAGCGGACUCUGGGCCUAUGAUGGAUGGAAUCAGCUUAAUUAUAUCACAGAAGAGCUUAAAAAUCCUUACAGAAAUCUACCACUCGCUAUAAUAAUUGGAAUCCCUCUGGUCACGGUGUGUUAUAUUCUGAUCAAUGUUUCUUAUUUCACCGCCAUGACAGCCACAGAACUUUUGCAGUCUCAAGCGGUUGCAGUGACAUUCGGGGAUCGAGUCCUUUAUCCCGCUUCUUGGAUUGUUCCACUUUUUGUGGCGCUUUCAGCCCUGGGGGCAGCCAAUGGGACUUGCUUCACGUCUGGCAGGCUUGCUUAUGUCGCAGGACGUGAAGGGCACAUGUUAAAGGUUUUAUCCUACAUCAGCGUUAAACGUUUAACACCUGCGCCCGCUAUUAUAUUUUAUGCUACAGUAGGAUUUUUUUAUAUUCUCCCAGGAGACAUCAAUACCCUCAUUAACUACUUCAGCUUUGCAGUCUGGCUCUUCUAUGGGUUAACUGUCUUGGGACUGAUUAUUAUGCGCUAUACAAGAAAAGAUCUGAAAAGGCCUAUCAAGAUACCACUGGUCAUUCCUUUUAUUGUGGUGUUAGUGGCUAUUGUUCUGGUUUUGGCACCUAUUAUCACUGAGCCUGAGUUUGCAUAUUUAUACUGCGUCCUAUUUAUUUUAAGCGGACUUAUCUUCUACGUUCUUUUCAUCCACUAUAAGUUUGCCUGGGCUCAAAAAAUCUCAGAGCCCAUCACCAUGCAUCUUCAGAUGCUGCUGGAAGUCGUCCCACCAGAAGAAGUUACUGAAUGAAAAAAAAAAGAUCCUAUUUUUCCUUCUGAAAUGGGACAGAAACUGGAUCCUCAAACUAGCUCAGUUUUGCCAAGCAAAAUUUAGUGCUGGUGGUUUACGGAAUAUGCACGACAGUAAAAAUCUUACAAUAUGUAUGAAACAGCAAAGAUCUUAACAAAGAUUUUUUGUUUCAUAAUUACCCUGACUUACCGAGAAAGGGAGUCAAUUUUUUGCAUCAGUUACAAUUUUAAGAUUUAUAGCCAAGCGUGGAAAAAAAUCAAGAAAAGAAACAGGGAGUUUCCACUACUAAAUUCGAAAUGAAAAGCAUUUUAACAACUAAGGAUGACCCUUUUGGGCAAUCUCUUAAGACAAGGCAUCUGAGCGACCCAUUAACCAACGCAACUCCUGCAUCUGAUAGGGUACAGAGCCAUAUCUAGAUGGCAAGGAGAUGCAAGAAGGAUGAAGAUGGAACUGUUUACCUCUAAAACCCAAAGGAAGUUAACAAGUCUAUCCUUGGCCUCAAGAGAGCUUGAGACAGUGCUAUGCUUUCUCUGUACUUAAAGCAUUUUGCAAAAUCAGUGGAUGGGAUAAUAGGGGAUUUAUUGGCCUGGCAUGAGAUCUAAUCCUCACGACCUAGAUAGGAAUUGUCUACGUUUUUCCUCCUCUGACACCCAAGUCUGUGUUUUCAUUUCUGUGGAACUUUAUGAGGUUGAUGAUACAGACUGUUAACCUUCUGCACUGUUCAACGUUGGAUGUUUUAAGAAACAAGGAGGACAACUGCAUCACACCCCAAAAUCUAAUUACCAAAGUACAAUUGGAAGACAACAAAGGAGUUUGUAGCAUUUUAAAAAGACUGGUGAGAUUUAUUACUGCAAUUUUGAAAACCUGUUAGGAUGUCACUCCCCCAAACAUGCAGGAACAGUAUAUCAUUUUCUUUUUAGGAAAUACCAAGUGUGGGGAAACCCAGGGCCAUAUGAUAGUUGGGAGACCACAGACUUUUUACCGUUACUGAAUAUUAGUUUUUGAAAAUUAUUCAGGGGCUUUUAUAAAAAUCUGAGGUGCUCUCUUUCAGAACUGGUCCUUUGCUGUUUCAAUAUUAGCCUCUGGGACUAUUUUGACUCUCAGCAGUUUCAAGUCACAAAUAAUACAAGGUUUUACAAAAGAGGUUAUUCAUUUUAAAUUUUAAUGAACACUUUUUUUCCCUCAGAAAGACAACUAACGGUCAACAGGACCAAUAUUAAUUCAGAGAAGGAUCAAGUAUCUCACUUAUCUGAAUGCAGAAUUAUAAACUCAGGUUGUUUGUAGAUUUGUGCUUCCUUUGUUGUUUUGAUAAACUUUGCACAGCUAUAAAACUAGAACAAUUGGAUUGUACAGUAAUAUGUUUUCAGAGAACUGGAUUCUAUAUUCUAACAUAAUUUCUCAACCUUGAUAACUUUGCUGGCUGAGGAAUUUUGGGAGUUGAAGUCCACACAUCUUAAAUUUGCCCAGGUUGAGAAACACACUUCUAAUGAAUGUGGGGUAUGCAAAGAAUUCCUGAGAAUAAAAAUCUUUGACCUUAGCCCACAAACAUAUACUACAGCCCUCUAUGUCAAUAACAUUUUGCAAAAGUUACCAUUCUGUAUAAGUUGCAUUUAUAAUUACAGAUUUUCUGUAUUCAGAUUUUUCCAUGUUAACAUUUCAAGAAAUGUCAUAUGAUUUUAUUUUCUUCCUCUUGAGGAAGAAACAUGUGAUGCUUUGGUUGACACAGCUGAUAUAUUGCAAUACCACAAUAUAUACACGUGAAAGCAAAACCAGGUAUUUGAAUGUUUUCUGAAACUUAAACACAAAACUUAAUAUUGUGAAAAAAGAACCAAAAGUUAUUCUUUUAUAAUGUUACAUAACUGCUUUACCUCUCACAAAGAAUUACCUCAUCAUAUCAAUUAGACUGAAUUAACAUUAUCCAUUUUAAGCUCCCUAAGAACCAAGUUACAACAAAGGAUCAGCCCAUUCCGUUAGCAGCAUGAAGCAUUACAAAAACUCACCGAUUAUAUUAUAUUGUAUUUUUUUUUAAAGCAAGACAAAAAAAUAUGCUUUCUUUGAGAAGUGUUUUGGUAUAAGUGCAACCGAAAAGCAAUUUUCAAUAUUGUAAUUGACCUGGUCUAAUUGUUAAAUUUGAUAUAACUAUCAACUUGUAUAUCAAAUUAAAUUUCACUCAAAUUUGUUAAGAUUCAUUUGCAACGAGCAUGCUUAGAAUUAUAACUCUCAAUAAGCAGCAAAUGCGGCACCCCACAGAAGUCCUGUUGUCAACAUUUUUAAUAAAGUGCUGGGGCUGUAUCACUAUGAAAAAGGCAUCUGAUGCACUUACAAGGGGUUUUGUACUAUCUAUUUUAGAUGCUUUAACCUUGUA
Molecule: messenger RNA, 4150 nt
Organism: Thamnophis elegans (Western terrestrial garter snake)
Lineage: Eukaryota; Metazoa; Chordata; Lepidosauria; Squamata; Natricidae
Gene: SLC7A9
Product: solute carrier family 7 member 9
Exons: 13
Coding region: 310-1785 (491 amino acids)
Biological process (GO): amino acid transmembrane transport
Cellular component (GO): membrane
Molecular function (GO): L-amino acid transmembrane transporter activity
Source: RefSeq, a predicted model, not a curated record